AUGGACCGUGAAGGCCUGAAAUUUCAGCUGGAAGGGGGGUCGGCUAGGAAGGCAGAAUCCCAUGGUAGAUCUGCUGUUUUCCUUGGCUUGGACAUGAUGGACAGCCUUAAUUUAACUGUAUCUUGGAGCAGACUUAAGCUCACUAAGUUUAUUGACUGCAUAUGUCAGAAAGCGGUUUGGCCCGAAGGACACCUGCAUCUUCCAGUAGAGAAAGGGUGUGAAUCAGCUUGGAGAAAUGCCUUUGCCAAACUCUAG
Sphenostylis stenocarpa is the source of this 255-nucleotide messenger RNA. NCBI's taxonomy places the organism in Eukaryota, Viridiplantae, Streptophyta, Magnoliopsida, Fabales, Fabaceae. The record is from the annotation of a GenBank genome assembly.